AUGAAUUUCACUUGUUCUAUGUGUUUUAAAGGUGAUUCAGAACAAGAUAGUCAAAAAGAAGCCAGAAAAAAAGUUGACAAAAUAUCACAAAAGAUAGAUAGACAAAUAUCAAUAUAUAAAAAGAUGGAAGUAAAUUGUAUAAAGCUACUGUUACUGGGUACUGGAGAAUCAGGAAAAUCUACACUAUUAAAACAAAUGAAAAUUAUUCACAUCAAUGGCUUUAGUAAUAAAAUAUUAUUUUGUUUAUAUUUAAGGGAAAGGCUAGAUUAUAUUCCAAUCAUUAAACAGAAUAUAAGAGAUGUAAUACUGUCAAUUCUUGGAGGCAUGAAAACGUUACAACUUGAAUUUAUUCAAACUCGAACUGCUGAUCUAGCUAAAAAUCUUAUAGACAAUUCUUUGGCUGAAGAUUAUACUUAUCCUGAUACAUUUUUUGAUGAGGUGGAUGAAAUAUGGCAUGAUCCAGGAGUUCAGAGAGCUUAUACAAGAUCUACGGAAUUCCAUUUAUUUGACUCAGCUACUUAUUUUAUGCGACGUUUUGAUGCUAUCAGAAGACCAGACUAUGUCCCAACAGAUCAGGAUAUUUUGAGGUGUCGUAAAAUGACUGAUAAUAUUAAUGAAUUACAGUUUGAUAUUCCAACAGGUCGAAAAUCGUCAGUUCGAUUUCGCAUAGUUGAUGUUAGUGGACAACGAGAUCAUCGACAAAAUCGAUUAAUCGAUUCAUUAGAAAUAUUCGAACAAGCAUGGAAUAAUAAAUAUUUACGAAAAGUUCCUAUGAUUGUCUUCUUGAAUAAGAUUGAUCUUUUAGAAGAGAAAAUAUGUAAUGGUCAUAGAAUAGAUCAUAUACAUAAUUUAGCUGAAGCAUGGCUUCAAUCUGCAAAAUGUUCAAGGCAUAAAACAUUCUAUGUGAAUCGAUCAAAAAAGAAUAGUUCAACUCGAGAAAUUCCACAAUUAUUGAAAACUGAUUGUAAUACACCAUUUGAAAGACAAAGUAUGACAUCAAAUCUUAUACAAUGUUCUAAGCUAUUUCCUUCAGCAUCCAUUGAAUAUAAUCAAGUCAAUAGAAAAUUAAGUAAUACAUUAGGAGGAGAUUCAUCAACAACUGACCCCUCAUUAAAUAAUCAUAAUAAUAAUAUUAACGAUAAUGAUAAUGAUAAUAAUAAUAAUACUAAUAAUACAUGGACUGAUCAACCACAAAUCAAUAAACGAUUUAGUAGUACAAUAUCAUUACAUUCAUCACUCCGAUUAAAUAAUUGCCCUGAAUAUUGUUGUUCAGUAAUACCAAUUCCAUGUAAACAACCAUCAAGUGGUUUGAGUAGUCGUUUAUCAUGUACUACACUUAUUGCACGUCUAGUCGCUGAAUCACCAUAUCACAACUUUAAACCAACUGCUCAACAAAGGACGGAAUUUUUAACAUGUCUUCUACCAACUACCAAACCAUUUAGAUAUCACCUUGACAACAUUACCAGUUAUCGUAAAAAAGGUAAUAGUACUGAUGUUGGAAUUGAAGAUGAAAUUUCUAAAAUAUUCCCACAACAACCUAAAUUUAUUAUUAAACAUCCUGAAACAGUUAGAACUGCAUGUUAUAUUAGGCAUUUAUUUGAGGAGCUGACAAAACGUGGUACAACAUCAUUUUGUGAUAAACGAAUAUGUUUAUUUUAUUAUACAUGUGCUGUGAACACUAACACAAUGCAUCAUAUCCUACAAGUAGUCAAGGCACUACCGCGCGAAUUCAACAGGACGGCUGGAAAAGAACGAUGA
Messenger RNA from Schistosoma mattheei, 1758 nucleotides. Lineage: Eukaryota; Metazoa; Platyhelminthes; Trematoda; Strigeidida; Schistosomatidae. The record is from the annotation of a GenBank genome assembly.